Messenger RNA from Salvelinus fontinalis (brook trout), 5573 nucleotides. RefSeq names its product calcium channel flower homolog. The record is from RefSeq and is a predicted model, not a curated record. Gene Ontology annotation, biological process: vesicle-mediated transport. The transcript has 5 exons. Lineage: Eukaryota; Metazoa; Chordata; Actinopteri; Salmoniformes; Salmonidae. Gene Ontology annotation, cellular component: membrane. Bases 964 to 1464 code for a protein of 166 amino acids.
UGGGGGGCACCAACACAGAGGAAAAUAACCCACAAAUGAGAAUCAAACGUUUGGACACAACUACUCGUUUUUCUUUAUUUUUACUCCUUUCUCAAUGCAAAUAGUCCGGGUAGCCAUUUGAUUAGCUGUUCAGGAGUGUUAUGGUUUGGGGGUAGAAGCUGUUAAGAAACCUUUUUGGACCUAGACUUGGCGCUCCGAUACCGAUUGCUGUGCGGUAGCAGAGAGAACAGUCUAUGACCAGGGUGGCUGGAGUCUUUGGCAAAAGUAGGAGCUUCAUAUGUCUCAGGCAAAUCAUAAUUAAAUACAUAAAUGCUCAUAAUUAAUUAGGGAUAACAAAAAAAAACAUUACAGGAUUUUGUUGUGUCGCUGCGCUGUGCAAUAUCUACCGAACUGUUUGGAUUGGAACACACCCACAAGUAAACAAACAGUGACGUACACUAUUUUAGUCCCACCCACAAUGCAACGCGGACGAACCUGGGGGAUCCUCCGAGAAGACGGUGAAAAGAUAACAAAUAGGGGCAAAUUAAGACAAAGCAGGUCGUUAAAACGAUAAUUUGUGAAUGGUGUAAUUGAAUAGUGGUAGCUCUAGCUGCCUAAUUUGAAAAAAUUGUUUAGUAAGUUCCAACUUUGUUAGUGGAGGUUAGCGGUGUGACAGAAGCCAGACUUUGCUUUGGCGACAGGGACAGCAGAGUUAACUAGCUUCAUAGCUAAUGUUAGCUGUCAGCUAUCUUGACAACAAAACAAUGCUCCGUUGAUAACCGUAGUUUGUUAUUUAGCUAGCCAAAGUAUAGACCGGAUCAAAGCUAUCAUUAAAACACAAAUCUCUGUGAUUUCUUCAACUAUCAACAAGACCAUUGACGUUGGCUAACUAACUCUAGUUUUCGUUGUCCAAGUGAGCAACAGCUGGUAGUGGCUAUUGUUAAAUUGACUGAGACGAGUCGCUGAACCAUUUACUGGGUCAAAAUGAACAUCGACGAGGCGGCAGCUCCGAAACCUGUCACCGACGAUGAUGGUAUGACAUGGUGGUACCGAUGGCUCUGUAAAAUCGUUGGGGUUCUGGGCGGAGUAUCAUGUGCCAUCUCAGGAGUGUGGAUGUGUGUCACUGUCAACCCUUUAAACAUCGCUGCUGGAGUAUGGAUGGUGUUGAAUGCCUUUGUGCUGUUCCUGUGUGAAGUCCCAUUCUGCUGCCAGUUCAUUGAGUUUGCAAACGCAGUGGCAGCUAGAGCUGACAAAUUCAAGCCAUGGCAGAAAGCCUUCUUCUACUGCGGGAUGGCACUGUUUCCCAUAUUCCUGAGCUUCUCCAUCACCACGUUGUUUGGGAAUGCCAUUGCCUUCGCUACGGGAGUUCUCUAUGGUCUCGCCUCCCUGGGCAAAAAGGGCGAUGCGGUGAGUUAUGCCAGGCUGAAUCACCAGAAACUGGGGGAUGAGGAGAAGCUGACCGGGACGACUGACGGGUCAAUAUAGUGACAUGGCUCAUCCCUCCGGUCUCACAGAGGAGGAACACUAUCCUUAACCAAGGGACAAAGAUGUCAACCCCUCUCCCUCACCAUCCCAUCUCUUUUACCCCACCUCUCCCUCUCUGUUACUGGGUUUAUUUAUGUAUCUAAACUGCUGCAUCUUUGUCUUAUUUGAUGAAAUGUGUCCGAAUAGAUAACUAUAGAUUUUAUGUAAUUUGGGCCUUUUAUAGUGUGAAUUUAGUUUUCCAUGCCAUUUUAGUUCAUGUAAAGGUUUAGCGGUUGUUUUAAUACGUUUUGGGGGUUAUUUAUUCAUUUUUUUGUGCUGUUUUGUUGUCCUGGUUACUGGGGAAUCCAUUUUUGGCAAGUAGGAAAAGGAAUGUACCAUUUUAGCUAAGCCGCCUUUCAGGAAACCUGGGCGAUAGUGAAAGUGGAAUUGUAGUUUUUGUUAAGGAAUUUCCCAAGUCAUCUUACUCUGCUUGUGACACCGGCAAUUGGAAAUUCGGCCAUUGGGACAGUAAUCCCAAAUGUAUAUCCAUCCAGUGUACCCAAAGAUGGGAGUCCUCUUUUAUAUUGGUUACUUGAGAUAUGAACAAGUUUCCAACUGAACAGUUUGAACAAACAUUGAGAACAUUGCAUGUUUACAGAGGACAUAGAACUAUGAUGUCACCGUGAAUCCUAACAACAGUUUUCAGUACACAAAUAAGAUUAACUAUCUUAUCAGCUUUUGGGGCAUUCUACAAAUUUGCUUGUAAUCAAACAGUCACAGGUUGCUACAGGUUGUGUAUAUCAUGAGAAGAAAAACAGAUUAAGGGCUCAAUUCAAUACAUCUCUUGGAAGUCCAGCGCUGUAGUGCAAUUGAAGUUCAAAGGUAAAGAACUUUCGUGGAGACUCCACUUUCGUGGAGACUGUAUUCACGGUAAACGAUGCACAUGUUGGCUCAAUCGGAAAUUACUUUAACAUUUAAAUUACGCUAUAGCGCUGAACUUCUGCGAUACAAAUUGAAUUGGGCCCUAAAGAAAGGCUAUGGUGCUUUAGAACCUAUCUAUUGUUGGUGUUCUCUUCUGGAACCUGAAUUGAUCUUGAACCCGGUUGAUCUAUGCCACUUCAGAAUGUUUGUUUUCGACUCUAUAUCCUAGUGCGAUCUAGCCUUCUGACCCAUGGAAGCAGCAAGUUAAAGGAUUAAGGACUGUGAUGAGAUAAUGUCUUCAUUCAGGGACUAAUAGUGUGUAACACAGCACACAAAGCAAAUAUUAGCCUUUUUCGUUAAUCAGAUAGGAGAUACAAUCUUCUGUCCAACCUCUGAUCGCAGGUGAAAUGUUUUUUUGGUUGACUCUUUUGGUGAAAAGUAAUGCAUUGAGUUAGCUUGUUUGGCCACACCUCUUAAAGUAGUGUAUCUCGCACAUUAUCUCUGGAUUGGAAAUCAUUUCAAUCAGGCAUAUUUUUAUUUUUUAUAUACAUCAUACAGGGUAACUAGCAAGAACACUAUUGUAGGUCAGUUUAACCAAUGCAUAGGUACUAUCCACAUACAUGUACAAAUGAACCAGCGUUUGUUAAAAGGAAUCAAACACUACAGGCACACAAGCAAUAUUCUAUCACUUAGGAAUAUAUGCAACAUAGUUGUGUUAGCAGCUAUCUAAUGUUGCUUCACAGUUAACUAUUUUUCCCUGACAGAAAGCAACUGGGUAUUUCAUGAAUGUUUCAUCCAUUGACCCAAAGGUCUAUAUUGCCCAUGGAUCAUUCUCAUAAAAUUGUCCAAAACAUUCUCAAGUCUUGAUUCACUGAUAUUAGGAUCUGUACGCACUAACCACAGCAGGUAGCCUAGUGGUUAGAGCAUUGGGCCAGUAACCGAAAGGUUGCUAGAUUGAAUCCCCGAGCUGACAAGGUAAAAAUCUGCCCCUUCUGCCCCUAAACAAGGUAGUUAACCUACUUAGGCCGUCAUUGUAAAUAAGAAUUUGUUCUUAACUGACUUGCCUAGUUAUAUAAAGGUUCAAAAUAUAUAUUUCAAUUGUUUUUUAUCAGAUGUUAGGCAUUUUACCAACAUUUUCAUUACUGUAACAGACAAAAGAAAAGUUAUAAACAAAUCAAUAUAUAUUUUUUACAUUGCUCCCCUAAUGAAAAGGCCUGAGUUAAACAUAACACUGAAAAUAAACAUUUCUAAUUAAAUAAAAUGUGACUUUUUCCCAAUUUGAGCUCUUAAGCCAUUUUGGUAAUGAGAAGGCCAAAUGGGGUAAAGGGAGUGUUUUAAAAUAAAACUCAUUCUGAGGGCAUAUAAGCGAAUAAAUUAACUUGUGCUUAUCUACUCUAGAUGAUGCAUAAUGGGCGAAUAAAACUUUAAAACCUGAUUGGAGUUUUUACAGGAACUAGAAAGUGUUUUGAUACAUGUCCACAGACACUAUGUAAUAAAUAUAGUUUAAUGUAAACUUCCAAGUGUUUUAUUCAAAUAAGUUAAGCUUUCCCCAUUUUUUUUUUUAAAAUGACCUGAGAAUUUAAUACGGGUGCAUUUCGGCAAUGAGAAUUUGGGGUGAAAAUGUAAAAUGGGUUUAAAAUAAGACACCUUCCCAAAAAGUAGACAUCUCGGUCCUCAGCAUGAUAGUCGAUUUUGGCAGGUUCAUCAUGGUUUUGUAACUCAAUUUGCUAGACAUUUUAAAACUGAUUUCAUGAGGGACAUUAAUCCUUACCUUAUGAUCUCCUGGCACAUACAAGUCCUUAAUGGUUACACUAUAGCGUUAUGGAACAAUGAUCUAAAAUAAAUGUUAUUUAACUAAGCAAGUCAGUUAUGAACAAAUUCGUAUUUACAAUGACGGCUGAAUGAUACAGCCUGGAUUUGAACCAGGGACUGUAGUGACGCCUCUUGCACUGAGAUGCAGUGCCUUAGACCGCUGCACCACUCUGGAACCUCAAACAGCUUGCCCCAUGCAGUAGGAAUGAUUGUUUUGCAGCCCUGACCUCUAGUUUUCUGUAAGGGGUUUCUGUGUAUUCUUCUGUUUAGUUAUGUUGAAUCUAAGUGAAUUUAGUUUGUCUUUGUUGCUUUUUUUAUGAGCAUACUAACUUGGUUGCUAGUUAUAUGGGGGUGCAUUUGUUAACUCUCUGGAGUGCCAGAGAGCGCUUUGGGCGUUCGUAAAUUCAGAGCGUUUUGCUCUGGCCGAGGAGUAGGGUUGAUCCGAUCGUUCUAACCUUAAAGGCAGUCAAGCACUCAAACUAUCCGGCUAAAAUUUGCUAGCUACUUCCAUACAAAAAUUAGAGAACACCUCACUCUGACCAUUUUACUCACGCCGGUCAUGUUCGUAAAUUCAUCAGUUAUUCUGCGCUCUGGCGCAGACAAGAGCGUUCUGAAAUCGGAGUAGAUGGCCAGAGCAAAUUUACGAACGCGCCCAUGGUAUUCUCUCCAUAUGACUAAACAUUUUUCCAUGCAACAAAUUACAUACUUGUGAUUUAAAUAUCUAACUUUUAAUUCAUGAAAAACUCUCAAAUACAAAAGGCAACGAAUGAUCCAAACUGCAGAUAUUCAACAUCAAGACAUGGAUGUUAGAUCAGAAAAAUAGCACAUUUUAAAACAUUCAAACCAGAAGAAAACAUGAUGUAGCAGACAAUGAAUGAAAGACAGAUGCAUAGUUAAACUGGCACUAGGCUGUUUUUGAUGACCAACUUUCUGAAUGAUUAGGGUUGAGUGGGAUUUGAAUAAAGUCCAAAUUAAUUUGAUCAAACCGCUUUGUGUAAUCCUUAUGGGUCACCAAAAGAGAUUCCUCAAUUCACUAAGACCUCAAAGUGCGAGUCCACUUCCAAAAGACACACUUGUUAAUCCAAUCAAGCCUCCUGUCCUGUGCCAUCUAGUCAAGGGCGAGUCCUCAGUCCCAUUACAGACUGAUGCAGUUCAGUCAGGUUCAUUUGUGUUUGGGAGGUUUGGGCUUCCUUGGUUCCUUGGUCUUCUUGGUUAACUCUGGGUUGUUAUGACUAGCCUUGAUCUCUGCCUCCCAAUGUUUCUUCGCCACCGUGUACAACCUCAUGGUCGCCUGGGCGUCUUGGACCUGCAAAACAUUCUCAGACAUUGGCUAUGGUUCACAGUUGUACUACUGUAUAUGUGAGCUACAAAAUAAAAAAAUAUUGAUAAAAAGGUGA